GUGUGUAAAAUGUCAGUCAGCUGUUGGAGGUGAUUUUUUUCAGUGAGUCAGUAAAAUAAAGCAGUUGUGGUGUUUUCUUGGACUCUGAGCCUCAGACAGUUUAUCAGACACACAGUCGGAGUAAAACGACGAUCGAGUUUGUGAGGAAAUGAUGCAGCAGAAAACGAAAGUGCUGCGCAGUAAAAGAAGGAGGGAUGAUGAUGAAGGAGUGAGGAAGCGGUAGAAGGUGUGGUUCUGCUGCUUCUAAACACUGUGUGCUCUGAUGCUGCUGAAUCCUCGGAGGACUCGGACCAACAUGAAGCUCCUUCAGCUCGUCUGGAUCUUCCUGCUCACUCUGUGCGGACAAAGCGCUGUCAUUAAGAUGAAGGUCAAGGAAGGCAAUGACGCCAUUUUGGACUGUUCCUUCGGCACUACAAACAUUGAGAAUGGAGUGUUUGACUGGAAGAAAGAUAACGAAAACAAGAAGGUUUUCUUUUUCUCUCAGGGCAGUUAUUAUGGUCACGGACAAAUAGGUCAAGAUCCACAGUUUGAAGGUCGGGUCUCUCAUUUUGCUGACCAACUCCAGCUCGGUAACGCCUCCAUCAAGAUCAAAAAAGCAAAACUGUCAGACAGUGGAACCUACACGUGUUAUUCCAUCUCCCCUCAGCCACAAAUACGAUCGAGUAUCAAUCUGACUGUUGAUCCUAUCUUGAAACCCAGACCAGCAGUAGUAGGUGCUUCUCCACUUCCUUAUAUAACCUUUAAUAGGUCAGAUGAUGAAGUGCUGCUGAAGUGUGAAGUUAACGGAUCCUUUCCAGAACCUGAAGUCGAGUGGUGGGACAGCGAUGGAAACGUCCUGGCAGUUGGUGACCCACAGAUCAGAGAUGGAAAAGGAAAGAAAUAUGAUACCAUCGUCAAUGUUACAGUGACCAAGGCUGGGUUCUAUCGCUGUGUGGCCACGCAGAAGGAAAUCUACCAUCAGGUUUUUACUAAGGCCUAUGUCCCUCAUCCUGGUCCACCUCCAAACAUGUCCGUCACAAAUGUUACAGAAACAAAAGAUGGAGUUUUGCUUCAGUGUGAAGUUCUUGGUGCUUCUCCAGAACACAAAGUAUUCUGGAAGAACAGAGCUGGAAACCUGGUUCUAGAUGAAGAGCUACAGAAGACAGAAACAGGAGGCGGCUACGACCUGAUUCUCAAAACUACCGUGAAAAGAAACGACUACUAUCGCUGUGUGAUCACGGAGGGGAAGAUGGACGAUGAGAUCUACUCUGAGAUCUUUGUGCCGAGCUCUGGGGAUAAUCCCAGAAGCUCCGUGAGUCGACUUGUUCCUGCAGCUGUUGUUGGAGUUCUUGGACUUGUUGCUGCAGUUGUUGUCUGAGUUUCUCUACAUUUGAUUCAUCGCUGCAGUAAGUCUGCUGGAGGUUCAACACCUAAAGGAAAACUCUGGCUCCACCUGCUGUUCUGUCAACUUCCUGAUUUAAUGUUUACGGGGUUUCUGCUGAUUGUAGUUGUGUUUCAAGAAAGGAAAAGUUUGCAAAAAUCCUUAAUUUUGUGAAGAAGUUGUUGUUCAAUUCAGGGUCCAGAUCACCACUAAAAUGAUCACAUAUGUAAGCAGUUAUUGAGUUAAAAUUUAAGGUGGUGCAUUAAUGGUUUGGUCUGUUUUGGGUUCUGUAGCUGCAGUUUUAACCACAGAGGAAAAACAAUCAGAGCCUGUUAAAGACAAAAACAAACACUUUGACUUUUAACUGUUUUCAUUGCAGUUAUUGAUGCGAUUCCAUUGAUUUUUGUCUCUAUUAAUCAUUUGCACCCAGAUUUAUGACGAAAACACGAUCCUGGUUAAACAAUGUUGGAAUCAUCCUUCAAGGACGUCAAACAUUUCUUUGAUAAAUUAAAUCGGAACUAAAACCGACCGCAGAGCUCUGAGAGGCAAAUUUGUGUUUUAUGAAUUUAACUGACAAUAAAACGGUGAAAAACUCUAAAAAAAAAACGAUAACGAAGAAAGAAGGUUUUUCUG
Molecule: messenger RNA, 1993 nt
Organism: Acanthochromis polyacanthus (spiny chromis)
Lineage: Eukaryota; Metazoa; Chordata; Actinopteri; Pomacentridae
Product: CD276 antigen-like
Exons: 8
Coding region: 263-1357 (364 amino acids)
Source: RefSeq, a predicted model, not a curated record